Molecule: messenger RNA, 297 nt
Organism: Aspergillus welwitschiae
Lineage: Eukaryota; Fungi; Ascomycota; Eurotiomycetes; Eurotiales; Aspergillaceae
Exons: 1
Coding region: 77-244 (55 amino acids)
Source: RefSeq, a predicted model, not a curated record
UUCAUUUCCACAUACACCAGUUCAUUGGCUCACAUGUCUAGCGGGAAACAAGCAGAUGGACGUUAACGCAUAACCAAUGAGCCUGAUUCUAAUCCAGACGGAAGAAAGAGGGCUUGCCUUCCACCUCCUUUCAUCACUUCCAGUCCGACUCGACAUGCUUCGUACAUAUGCAUCUCUCUACCUUUACAGUAUUAUGGCUUUAGAUGGCGGCAAGUCGCUGAUUGGAUUUACCAAAAAAAAGUAGGAAAAAGUGAAAAGGGAAAAAGAAGGAAUGAUACACAUACACAUACACAUACA